CUGUGAUAUAAAAGAGCUUACAAGCACGUGUUUAUUGACACAUUGAUGUCUUUUGGGCCCAUGUCAAGCAGCGUGUAUAUUUACUGCAAAGAGGAAAUAGUGCUGAUGAGGACAGACUGUCAAACUUAAAGAAUAGACGGGACGUAACAGUGCCGUUGGUGUCGUUAUGAGAUGUUGAUGUUGACCUGUAAGCAUGCAAAGCUCCACAACCGCUUCCAAAGACAGUUUCAUGUUGCAGCACAUGAUAUCAAACACUGCUGUGGGGUAGAAGCUCAGCUCUAAAAAGCUGGUGUGGAAAUGUGAUGAUGUUUGAUAUGACUUGUUAAUUACCAGCUCAGUGGAAGUUAACAUGUUCAGCUAUUUGAUUCAUCCCACACUAAUGGGUCUUAUUGUUCUGUUUAAUGCUGAUUGGGUCUUUAUCAUGGUCUUCAUCCUUUGUUCUACUGGCAGGUCAAAGAAGAGCAGGAAAGGCGAUUGCGCAACAGAUGGAAACAGCAGCACCCAAACUCAGCCUGCCGAGGACGUGUUGUACGCCUCCAUUAACCACAGCACGGCCAAAGCAUCGAGAAGAACCACGAGCCCCGCGGAUGACCAGUGCGACUACGCAACGGUUCACCUCCCAGAGGCACUGCAACCCGAACUCGUGUCAGAGUGCUCGUCUAAAGACGAAGGCGCAGACGAUUACGUGCUCAUGGGGUGACGAGAAACAAGAGGAAGCUCAUUCGGUCUCAGGACUCGGAGACACCACAAACAGGAUGAAGGGUCUGGUCAUCGAAGUCUUGAUCUUCAGUGAAGAAACGGUGACAGCAGCUGGUUGCAGAAACACCAAAUCCCUGACCGGUGAAAGAAAGCGCCUCGUUCCCUCCUCGGGAAGUCAAACUUUCAUAUUAUAGCAUCUGUUAAAUAUUUAUACAUCAAGAGGUUAUACUGUGUGUGCUUUGAAUAUGUCCAAAACGACAGAGCUGUUAGUUACAGUGUCACUUGAAUGCAUCUUAAUGGUGUGUUCACACCGGACGCGUCAAAAUUUUGACGCGCGUCGAGAUUACAUGUUAAGUCAAUGCAAAGCUGCGUCGAAGCUGCGUAGCUGCGUAUUUUCCAGCGAGCAGCGCGUCAGACGCGUUUGAAGCAGCACGAACAGAGAGUUUGUCGCGGGGCGAACUCAGCGAACAGCGCGAACAGACGCAGCUCGUUGACGCGCGAGUUCAAAUUUCCCAACUCUGGCAGCAAAGACGCGUGAGUCAUAGUUGCGUCAGCCAAUCAGCGUUGAGCAGCUCCGCUCGUCAUCGU
This is a messenger RNA of Pseudoliparis swirei, 1287 nucleotides long. RefSeq lists its product as uncharacterized. Bases 350 to 700 code for a protein of 116 amino acids. The record is from RefSeq and is a predicted model, not a curated record. NCBI's taxonomy places the organism in Eukaryota, Metazoa, Chordata, Actinopteri, Perciformes, Liparidae. The transcript has 3 exons.